Meriones unguiculatus (Mongolian gerbil) is the source of this 1165-nucleotide messenger RNA. RefSeq names its product chromosome 16 C21orf58 homolog (gene C16H21orf58). The record is from RefSeq and is a predicted model, not a curated record. Bases 199 to 987 code for a protein of 262 amino acids. The transcript has 9 exons. Lineage: Eukaryota; Metazoa; Chordata; Mammalia; Rodentia; Muridae.
CGCCCCGCCAAUCCGGAGCCCUGCACGGACGUGCGCACGCGCGCCCCGGUGACGCCGCGAGGGCGGAGGGCCGGCUCUCGGGCCUCCGAUUGGCGUGUUGGUGCUUCCACACCCUCCUGAGCAAACACCAAUGAGCGGGACGCGGCGUUCCCGGUCGUGGGUCGGCGGUGCGGCGGGAAGGCCUCUUAUACAGUUGUUAUGACGUUGGACUCCUCAAUGGCAGAGCAGAUGACCCAGCUGACAUUGCGACUCCUGGAACAGAUGCUGGAGCGGGAACGAGAAAACAUGGACAGUUCAGGACAGCAGGAGAAGCCAGACAGAGCUCUGCAGAGUGCUCUGAGAAGAAGGAAGGACCUUCUACAGAGGCUCUGGGAACAGCAGCUGAUGGAUGAGUACACCCCAGACCAGGCCUGGCGGACAUAUGGACGAGCCAUGGUGCCAGCCCUGAACCCAGAGGUGCCUCCCAUGGAUGUCUUUCCUGCUGCCUCCCCACCUUUGCCCCGACCCCCAGAGCCACCACGGAUCAUCCAGCACCAGGUCCCCCAGCCUCCUGCCACGAUCAUUCAGCAGCUACCCCAGCAGCCACUGAUUGCACAGAUUUCUCCUCCUCAGGCCUUUCCCACUCAAAGAUCAGGAAGUAUUAAGGAAGACAUGGUGGAGAUGAUGCUGAUGCAGAAUGCGCAGAUGCACCAGAUCCUCAUGCAGAACAUGAUGCUCAAGGCCCUGCCACCCGGAACCACAGGGCCUCGUGCUCCUACCCUCCAGCCGGGAGUCCUCCGAGCUGAAAAGCAGAAGCCACCCCCGGUCCACCACCACCACCACUAUGCGCCCACUACGCAGCUGCAGGCUGCCUCCAUGCCUGGCGCCCCUUCAGGCUAUGGGUGGCCUCCAGUGGUUGCAGCUACUGCCCUCCCACAAGCAGCCAGCUUCUUACCCACCAUGAGCUUCCUGACUGAGCCGGCUAACUCCCAGCCUAGCAACCCCUAGCAUGCAAGUCUGGAGGGAGAAAGCUAGCGUUUUGCAGCCGGUCAGAGGCAAGAUGACUCACAGUUGCCAGUUAGCCCCAUGUGGGCUGUCCAGGACUGACCUGGCGCCCACACAGUGAAGGCGGUGAUGUGAUGUCCGCAUGGAUGAACAAGUCAAUGCAACACACUUCCAAGGGAGC